AGACGUCGCUCUCGAAAUUUCAACGCGCGAACGCACCGUCGUCGAUUACGAGUUACGUGUUACGAACGUGGCUUCAGCGACGAAAAUUCGAGAGGACGUGGACAUCCACCAUGGGUGUGGAUGAAACUGACCGCGGAGGUCAACGACGGGCUGCGUUCUCGUUUAUAUACGAAUCUCGAAUAGCCAAUCGGGGAUAAACAAGCUGUUACUCGAUAAAGAGAAAGUUAAAUUUGAGUCGCGAGUAUGUUGCGUCGUAUUUUGGUGGAUGAUUGUACCGAAAAUGUAUUGUCGUCGCGGGAACGUUUAUUAUAGAAACAGUUCUUCUCGUUCCCUUCUUCUUAUUCUCUUCGUAUCUAUUUCUCGAAAUUCCUUCGUAUCUAUUUCUCGAGAUUUCUCUCAAACCUUGAAAACCCUGAACAAAGGGAGUCGUUGAUCGUCGCAAAUCGGUUGGUAGCAGCGUUAACGCCUAUUUGCACGGGCUGAAUGGUCUUUUUGCGUUUACAAGAAUGAAAAUGUGUGCGGGCGUAUUAACGUGCGCGUGCGAUGAAAGAACGACACCGUAGCCUCGGGCAUCGGACGAUUCGAAGGGACGUUUCAAGGGAAGAAAGUUUGGUCGUUGUCCGACCAUAAAACCCGCUACGACCGUCUCGAUCGGUUUCGUACGGCGAACGUAAUUACAGGAUAGCUAUCGCGAGCUGGCCAGGGAUAUACAUAUGUACCACGAGACAGGCAUGGUCGGUCUCUUCCUUCCUACGGUUCGCUCGUAUUGAUCGUGCUUUACUUGUUGCACGCAUAGCAGACCCCGACCCCGUGCGCAUUCCCUAACCCUCUUUGUCUUCAUUUUCCAUCAGGGAAUCUAAUUAACGUCCGUCCGAAUUGUGCGAACGCGAUACCCACGCUCGAGUAGAACCUUUUCAACCGUCGAUCGAUCAUUCGAAGAUCUAGUAGCCAUUCUUCUAUCGACCGAAACGAAUUGUCAAUUCCUUUCCCUUUAUAUCCAACCGAGUCGAAAUUUUCUUCGAGCAAAAAAUCGCGAGAAAAUCGAUCGUGCUUCGCGACUAGUAGAUAUCGGUUGAAAUCGAUCCGUUAUCAUUGAUCCGAUAACGAGGAAAAGGGAAACGUUAGGCCCCUAUUUCGCAACGUGCUAUAAAGCAACAAAGUUUCAGAGAACCGAACGAUGAUACCGAGCCUCUUGAGCUAUCAUGAGCUGUAAACGAGUCGAAAGAAAUGCCAGGACCCGACAUCAAGAUGCGCCGCACGCUAACGAUCGUCUCCUUGGUAGUGCUCUUCGCCGCGGCUUCUUCGCCCAUGGAAGAUUCGACCAGGAACGUUUUCGGUCAGUGCAUACUACCGCUAGGCAUGGAGGAAGGAAAGAUUCCGGACAACGCGAUUUCCGCUUCCUCCAGUUACGAGACUAAGUCGGUGGGCCCUCAAAACGCGAGGAUUCGACAAGAGAAGAACGGCGGCGCCUGGUGCCCGAAAGCGCAGAUCAGCAGCGCGAUACGGGAGUACCUGGAAGUGGACCUGACGAGGGACCAUCUGAUCGCGUGGACGGAAACACAGGGACGAUUCGGAAACGGCCAAGGUCAGGAGUACGCGGAGGCCUUCUUUCUCGAGUACUGGCGCGACGCGAAGUGGCAUCAAUACAAGAAUUUGAGGGGUGACAGAGUACUACGCGGAAACAGCAACACCUACUUGGUGGCGAAGCAAAAGCUAGACUUGCCGUUCGUCGCGAGCAGGGUCCGUUUCGUUCCUUACAGUCAACAUCCACGGACGGUUUGCAUGCGAGUAGAAAUCUACGGAUGCGUAUGGGAACAGUACGUCGCGAGGUACGCCGCCCCCAAAGGCUCGACACCGGGCCCAGGAGGAUGCAACGUGGAGGACUCGUCGUACGACGGCACCGAGCGCGACACCGAGUCGUUCCUCGUCAACGGUCUGGGCCAGCUAACGGACGGGAUUCUGGGGGACGUCGCGGAAAUUCUCACCGCCUCGACAAUCGGGACGAACUGGGUGGGCUGGACCAAUCGCGACGUCGUUCAGCUGAUCUUCGAAUUUCAAGAGCUGCGGGAAUUCGAGAAUUGUUCCCUACACGUUGCUCGUCUACCUGAACUGGAGAUCGAGCCGUUUUCAACGUUGCGAAUUUGGUUUUCUACCGACGGUGAAAAUUACCAGGCCGACUCGGAGGUAACGGAGACCCUGUCGAUCGACGCCAGUUCGGCCACCAACGACGGUAUCCUGACGUCGAUCGCGCUACAAUCUAAGAUCGGGAGAUUCGUGAAGUUAGAAUUAAGCUUCGGGGCCAAAUGGUUGCUCCUCAGCGAAAUCACGUUCUACACGGUCUCGGGUAUCAAGACCCGCUCCACCGAUUCCUAUUCCACGUUCGAUGGGUCGUUUCGAGCGGAUCGAAAUCAAAGCGAGUUGACGCCAAAGCCGCCCGAUUCCGAAGGGACGAUACCUGGCUUCAACGAGACAGAUAUUUACGAAACGCACGAGGACGUUUUAACGCCGGAUGCUUUUCCUGUCGGCACGUCGCAAACUUACAUCGGCCUCGUCAGCGGCCUAUUAACGGUGCUCGUUCUCUUCUUAACGUGCACGAUCUUUUUAAUCAAGCAAAGAGGCCGCAAUAAGGUGGCGCUGUUGCAAAAGCACACGGCCCUCCUUUGCGACUCGUCCGCGCCUGGGAUCGCGAUCAGCCCGAAGCACGUUAAGCUCCAGAACUCGAUCGUGAACGGGUUGUCGCUGGGUCGCAAACCGAUCACCAUCGCCACGGUGGUCUCCGCCAGCAACCUCGCAGCUAGCAACUCGCCCGAUCAGUCCGAUCGAGUGCGAACUAACUCUUGGAACACCGCCAAUCUCGAUCGUCGUCCUUCCACGCUCUACGAAAAAACCUACAAAUUGUUCACCGAAGAAAAUUUCGUUCUCGCGGAGCCGAACGCGUCCGUUUGCGCUACCAAUUCGUGCGCCACUGAUAAGAACGCUGCGAAGAAUCACGCAGAUUUCAAAUGCCAGCUAGGGUUCGCGAAAGAUAAGCCUACCGAAUUCGCCGUGCCAAUCACGGCGUACUCGUCGAAGAAGAUGCAUCAUUUUCAAUCAGGGAAAACACCUCAAAAGGUGCACGAAGGAUACUACGCGGCAACGGAUAUUUUGACGAUAAAAAGGCGGGAUCUCCCAUCCACCGUAAGUCCAUUCACGCCACUGCAUAUUCGCGAGAAGGGCGUACGUUUGCCGCGCACUCUCGACCCUUACGACGUACAACGAAUCUCCAGACACAGAUUGAGGAUUCUGGACAAACUCGGCGAAGGAAACUUUGGCUUGGUGCAUCUGUGCGAGGCAAAGGGCAUUACGAAUCCGGAACUGGGAUCUAUCCAGAAUCGGCAAACCGUAAUAGUUAGGUCUCUCUGGCGAGGCGUUGUAGAUUCUUUGAGGCUAGACUUCACGAACGACAUGCACGUUCUGGGAACGCUUCGGGAUUCCAACGUAACGAAGAUGAUCGCGCUAGUGGAAGAGGAACCGUUCGGAGCUGUAUUCGAGUACGGCCAACACGGAGAUCUCCCUACUUUCUUAGAGAGCCGCGAAAAGUCCGGUAACGAGGACACGAUCAGCUAUGAUACUCGCCUAAAUUUUGUCAUGCAAAUCGUAUCCGGCAUGAAAUACCUCGAGUCCUUGAACAUUCCGCACUGCGAUUUGGCAGCGAGAAAUUGCAUAGUCGGCCAAAAUCUGACGAUAAAAGUGUCCGACCACGCCAUGUACUGUAGCAAAUACGAUCAUCAUUAUUACAUCGACGGAUCCAACGCGAAAAUUCCGCUUCGUUGGAUGGCGUGGGAAGCGGUUCUAUUGAGUAAGCGUAGCUGUCAAGCCGACGUCUGGUCCUUCGCUGUGACGGUUUGGGAAAUCUUCAUGAAUUGCGAGGAAAUGCCGUACGCGGAUUUAACGGCGGAACAAGUUCUGGAGAAUUGCGGUCGUUGGUACCAGAGCGAGGCGUGCAUCGUGAACGGGAUCGGUAACAACGACGAAAGGAAUCAGUUUCGAGUUCUCGCGAGGCCCAACCGCUGCUCGGACGAUCUCUAUCGCAUGAUGAACAAGUGUUGGAGCAAACGAACCGAGAGCAGACCUACCUUCGAAGAAAUCUACCUUUACCUAGAGAGACUAGCGCUCGAUUGA
Molecule: messenger RNA, 4161 nt
Organism: Hylaeus volcanicus
Lineage: Eukaryota; Metazoa; Arthropoda; Insecta; Hymenoptera; Colletidae
Product: discoidin domain-containing receptor 2-like
Exons: 15
Coding region: 1228-4161 (977 amino acids)
Biological process (GO): multicellular organism development; protein phosphorylation; positive regulation of kinase activity
Cellular component (GO): signaling receptor complex
Molecular function (GO): protein tyrosine kinase collagen receptor activity; ATP binding; collagen binding
Source: RefSeq, a predicted model, not a curated record